Molecule: messenger RNA, 2917 nt
Organism: Mucor mucedo
Lineage: Eukaryota; Fungi; Mucoromycota; Mucoromycetes; Mucorales; Mucoraceae
Product: peptidase S8/S53 domain-containing protein
Exons: 7
Coding region: 98-2797 (899 amino acids)
Biological process (GO): proteolysis
Cellular component (GO): cell wall; membrane
Molecular function (GO): serine-type endopeptidase activity
Source: RefSeq, a predicted model, not a curated record
GGACUAAGCCUUUCUAUUUAAUAAUAAACAAAACAAAACAAAAAGUUAUAUAUAAUGAGGAACAGAUUCCUUAAUCGGUUUUAUAGUGUAAGAGGGUAUGCUUCAGUUAGUCCUAUAUCGUCAUUUUAUUGUGCUGUCACUUUUUGUGACAGCUUGUCUGGGUAACAGCUACUACCAUCAUAAAUACAAGAGGGAAACAGGUGGGACAUUGGCCACCCGUCGAUAUUUUGUAGAACUUCAUCAGAAGGCCGAUUUUUCAAUGAAUUCAUUUAUUGAUUAUACUAAUACUCACUCUGACAACGUCAUUAUCCAGAAAAAAAUAACCCACAAAUUUCUAAAUGCUAUCUCAAUUGAAAUCAAAGAAGUAGACAAUAAAAAAGAGCAUGUAACAUUGAAGCAAAUUAUGGAUCACCUGGACGUUAAAUCUGUUUCACCCGUCCAAAUUAUCAAGUCAAAAGCUAAAUCCCUUAUUAUAAAAGACUCUAUUGAACUUUCACCACGUUUUGUUGAAUUAAUGUCUCCUCAUCGCUUAUCCCAAGUUGACAAAGUCCAUAACGAGCUUAAGCUAAACGGGGAAGGGGUGUUUAUCGGUGUAAUUGAUACAGGCAUUGAUUACAAUCACCCGGCAUUAGGUGGAGGGUUUGGACCCGGGUUUAAAGUUCAAGCCGGAUACGAUCUCGUUGGUAAUGAUUAUGAUGGAUACAGUAAGACUAUUCGAGAAAGCAAAUACCCAUUAGAUAACUGCCCCAGAGGGUCAGAAAGCUAUGGACACGGAACUCAUGUUUCUGGAAUUAUAGCUGGCUAUGAUCCUACAAAUAAUUUCUCAGGUGUCGCACCAGGGGCUAAGCUUGGUCAUUGGAGAGUUGGAGGUUGCUCCGGUAUAAUAUCAACAGAUAUUAUAACAGAGGCAUUUUUGAUGGCUUAUGAUGCUGGCGUUGAUAUUAUUAGUAUGAGUAUUGGUGACGAAUACCCAUGGGCAUUACCAAAUACAGUGCUAAGCAAAUUGAUUGAAAGAAUCACAGAAAAUGGUGUUAAUGUCGUAAUUGCUUCAGGAAAUGGAGGGCUUCAAGGCAUAUACACGGUUGGUUAUCCUUCCACUUCUACAUCUGCAUUAUCCGUUGGAUCAGUAGUAAAUGAAUACGAUUACUUUGAUUGUAAUAUCAAUGUGGUAGGGAUUUCUAAGCCAAUUGCUUGCAACUUUCCCAAGAAUUCUACCACUGAUAUUAAGAGUACCCAACCUCUUAUCGAUGGAUAUCUUGCAAUUAACGAUGGCAAACUUGUCCACGCGUGUAAAAACAUUUCCGAAAAUGUCAAAGGAAAAGUAGUGAUGGUACCAAUCGACCGAACUGCUUGUGUUAAUUUAGUACAAAUCCAAAAUAUUUACAAGGCAGGAGCUAUUGGAGCGGUUUUUGUGGACGUUGAAUUAAGAGGAUCUUUGGCUAAUGUUGCACCAAAUUCUUUUCUUCCGGUAACAAUAAUCUCUAAAGAAAGUUCCGACAAACUCUUGAAUGCAUAUCAUAAAAAUUCAAAUCUACUUUUAAAAUUCUCGGACGAUAAAUCUGGUUAUAUUUCGAAAAUCGAACAAUUUGCAUCUACAGCUAGUUAUUUCACUUCCCUUGGGCCCACCGGUGAGCUUAAUUUUGGUCCCGAGAUUGCAGCUGUUGGAGAAUCGGUAUUUUCCACUUUGCCUUUAACUCUAGGCUCUUGGGGUAUAUACAAGGGUACAUCAAUGGCUUGCCCGUAUGUUGCUGGAUCUAUUGGAUUGUACCUCCAGAAGUAUGGCACUAAUAAGACUCGUCCAAGUAUCGUUUAUGAGACCUUUCAAAACUAUGCUUUUCAGCCUAACUUCUACAAUCGAACUAGCGGAAUACUCGACAAUCCUCUUCGCGUAGGAGCUGGAGUUGUUCAAGUUUACGAUGCUAUUACUCAAACUACCCACAUCACACCCUCCAAAAUCGGCUUUAAUGACACAUCGUCAGCAAUAUACAAAACCCAAACCCUAACAAUAACGAAUAAUGGAUUAAAAGGAAUCAAUUACACACUAUUUAACAACGUAUCCAUGGCUAUUUCAUCAUACGACAGAGCUAAAUCUGGAUAUACAUUGUUAGAACCUGUUAACAAUGUUGAAGCACCAGCUAAUCUCAAAUUUUCUGAAUCUGAAAUAUAUCUUAAACCUGGACAAAGCCGAAAUAUUUCAGUCACUGUCAUUCCGCCUGACACUGAUCCACUUGAUCAUAUCAUGUAUGGAGGAUUUAUCCAAUUUUAUCCAACCAACAACGAUAAUGCACCUAAGCCGUUACAUAUUCCUUAUUUUGGUGUCGUUGGAAACCAGAAAGAUAUCCCAAUUUUUGUGAUGGAUGAUGAUUAUUUUGCUACUGCAACCUCAGCAAACACAUCGUUGCUUUAUCAAUUGAACGAUACAGUAAUUGUUAAUCAAACUAGAUCAGAUUUCGUAGCUAUACUUAUGAGAAUAACAAUGCCUUCAUCUAUUAUGAAAGGAGAAGUAUUAUCCUCCAAUCGUGUUUUAGGAGAGUUUGAAGCAUACGGGUAUAUACAUCAGACAUAUGCAGACGAUUACCGCAAUGUGAUAUAUUGGGAUGGUGGUUACUAUGAAGAAGCCGUAUCCAAUGAUAUCUUACGUUUUGGCAGGUACAAUUAUUCGGAUCACAAUUACACUCUCGUAGACAAUGGAUCAUAUCAUUUACGUGUUAGUGCCCUAAGAUUAUUUGGUAAUAUCAAUAAUAUUGACGACUGGGACUCAUUUACAGCCGGUCCUUUUGUCGUGAAGAGUUUUUAGCAUUACAAGAAGGGUCAUAUACCGUAUCAUAGGCUGUUUAUUAUUAGACUAAAACAUAUUGUAAUUUUUAAAUUUGGUAAAAACAUUUUUACCUAAUAAACAUAUAUAAAAAUUUUCGUC